Aureobasidium pullulans EXF-150 is the source of this 1114-nucleotide messenger RNA. RefSeq lists its product as uncharacterized. NCBI's taxonomy places the organism in Eukaryota, Fungi, Ascomycota, Dothideomycetes, Dothideales, Saccotheciaceae. Bases 237 to 1034 code for a protein of 265 amino acids. The record is from RefSeq and is a predicted model, not a curated record. The transcript has 2 exons.
AAGCCUGCUUUCCUCCCGUCUACAAAGUGAAUCGCGGUCUGGCCCGUCUCGAGUUGCGUACAAAGCAGCUGCCUUGUAAUCUGUGAAAAUACAGCUAAGUCGUGUCUUCUCAUUCUUUCUCUGAGAAACAACAGAGUCAAGAGCACUGGUCUACUCCUUCCUACAGACCUGAGACAUUCUCCCGUCAUCUACCUUUCCUAGUCUCAACCUACUUCGGAGCUCCCUUCUUCUCCGCCAUGUCUGGCAUUGUGAGCACCAUUGAAGGCCUGGCAAACACGGUAACAACCAAAGCCAUGGCCAUUGUCGACUCGGUCUUCCCGCCAGAGCGCCGUCAGGAGCUUCUGACCAAGCUCCAGCAGUUUGCCAUCAAGAACCCCAAGCUGUCGGCCUUUCUCCUCACCAACAUUGCCCUGACGGGCCCGCCCAUGUUCCUAUUCAUCCUCUUCACCUUGACCGUCUUCAUCUUCUCGCUCGUCGUUGCCCUGCUGGUCGGCCUGCUCGUUGCCAUUGGAUUCACCCUCUUCAUGGUUAUUGUUGCCCUGGUCAUUCUCUUCCCGACCGUCUUCUUUACCACCCUUGCGGCAUGCUUCUUCUUCCUGUGGGGCCUGGGUGGAUAUUACCUCCUCAAGUGGUUCAACAAGGGCGAGUCUCCUGCAGCCCAGGGUGAUGCUAUCGGCGACAAGAUCAAUGCACUCACUGGUGGAAGACUCGACUUCAUCAUGGGUGGUGCACGUCAGGAAUACCCCGACCACUCUGGUCAGAACGGCAAGGAUGAAGGAAGUCCCAAGCAGAAUGGCAAGCCCAGGAAGCUGCAAGACAACCCGGCCAAGUCAACCGGAGUCGACAUGGGAAAGCAAGCCGACUCGAUCAAGAAGAAUGCCAAUGUGGGUAACGUCACCAACAAGGCGACCAAGCAAGCUAACCUGGAUGGAGUAACCAAACAGGCCGGAGCUGACGGAGUGACCAAGAAGACGGAUGGAGUGACUGGCACGGCAAAGGGACUGGCAGGAGGAGCGGCAGGAGGACUUGUUUAGCCUGCACUGACGGAGCGGUCUCUACCUGAACUUAUGUGGUCUGCCCUGACUGAACGGCCUCUUGUUGAUUGAUUGACUGG